Dentiscutata heterogama is the source of this 735-nucleotide messenger RNA. The record is from the annotation of a GenBank genome assembly. Lineage: Eukaryota; Fungi; Glomeromycota; Glomeromycetes; Diversisporales; Gigasporaceae.
AUGGACGGAAAUAAAAAUCGUCCAGUGAUAGUUAUUCAUCAUAUACAAGGUGAAAAACCAAUGUUUAAAAAUCAAGUUAAAAUUAAACUCGGAUGGAUUAUCUUUGGACCACCAAAAAGUUUCAAUUUUAGUAUUCAAUAUCCAUUGGUAUUUAAAAGCAGAAAAUAUCAGCCUUUUAGAGAAAAAGAUCAUCCUAUAAUAAGCAAAUUUGGUAUGUUUGGCACUUGCGUCUUAGAAGCAACUGAUAUUACUCCUCACGUAGAAAAUAGUCCCCAAGUAGAAAUUGGUUUUAAUGUAGAAAAUAGUCCUCAAGUAGAAAAUAAUUCAGAUAUGGAAAUAGUUACUUACGAUCAAAUAAAGUAUGACCCAAAAAGUUCACCAUUUGCCAUUGGCAAUUACCUUACACGUUGUCAAGAGCCUGUACACCAAGAGUCUGCAUAUUUUGUUUAUGAUAUUAAAGCUAAAAAGAAAGUCACCGACGAAAAUGUUUUGAAAAGAUUGUCAUUAUAUAGUUGCAGUAAAGAAAUUAAAACUUCUAAUAAAAAUUUAACACUGGUGAAUCAAAUCUUCGAUCAUUAUGAUUGUAAGGAUUGUCAACCUCUCGGAUUUGUUAAUAUUAUUUCUGAUAAAAUUUUUUAUGGAUCAUUAAAUUCAGAGAACUUAAAUAUAGUUAAAAGUGAUGGAUCAAUUGUUUAUCUUUCUAUUCCUCUGAAAUCUAUUGCUGAAAGACAAUAG